This is a messenger RNA of Corythoichthys intestinalis (scribbled pipefish), 1118 nucleotides long. Its product is annotated as rab-like protein 3. Bases 96 to 797 code for a protein of 233 amino acids. The transcript is spliced from 8 exons. Gene Ontology annotation, biological process: intracellular protein transport. The record is from RefSeq and is a predicted model, not a curated record. Gene Ontology annotation, cellular component: endomembrane system. Gene Ontology annotation, molecular function: GTPase activity. NCBI's taxonomy places the organism in Eukaryota, Metazoa, Chordata, Actinopteri, Syngnathiformes, Syngnathidae.
CUGUAAACGGCCAGUAGAAUUACGGUAUUUUGAACUUGGGCGGGGUUUUAUCAUGUUUUCUUCCGGAAACUGGCACCCGUUGCUACUGUCAAAUCAUGGCUUCUCUUGAUAGAGUUAAAGUGCUAGUUUUAGGUGAUUCCGGUGUAGGAAAGUCCUCCUUAGUACAUCUUUUGUGCCAGAACCAGGUUUUAGGGAAUCCAUCCUGGACUGUUGGAUGCUCAGUAGAUGUACGGGUUCAAGACUACAAAGAGGGAACCCCAGACGAAAAAACAUUCUACAUUGAAUUAUGGGAUGUCGGGGGCUCGGUCGGCAGUGCCAGCAGUAUAAAAAGCACCAGAGCCGUCUUUUAUAAUUCAGUCAACGGAAUUAUUUUAGUCCACGAUCUGACAAAUAAGAAAUCAUCUCAGAAUCUUUAUCGCUGGUCACUGGAAGCGCUAAACAAGGAUUCGUCACCAACGGGCGUCAUUGUCUCCAAUGGUGACUAUGAUCGUGAGCAGUUUGCAGAGAAUCCGGUGCCGUUGCUUCUCAUUGGCACCAAGUUUGACCAGAUCUCCGAAACCAAACGGAGUGAAGUUCUCACACGGACGGCUUUCUUGUCUGAAGACUUCAACGCGGAGGAGAUCAAUCUUGACUGUACCAAUCUGAGAUAUUUGGCUGCAGGCACAUCCAAUGCAGUGAAGCUCAGCAGAUUCUUUGACAAGGUGAUUGAAAAAAGAUAUUUCACAAGAGAUCCAAGUCAGAUGACAGGCUUCACGGACCGAAAGCGAUUCAACUUUAAGACUUUGCACUAUGACUGACAGUGCGGUCUGUGGUUAAACGUUAACAAAAGCAGUUUUGUCACACAACUUUCUGUCCCUUCAACCAGUUUUACUUUCUUUUAUUCCAUGGACAAAUACAUUUACAGUAUCAUUAAUCAUUUUCAAUUAUGAUUUUAUGUUUAAACCAGUCAAAUAUGCACAUUACCUUGUGAUAAAAAAAUAAAGAAGCUACAAGAUGGAUACAUCUAUUUUUUUAUUCAUAUUAUAAAUCCAAACGUACAUGACAGUCAUCAUGUGUUUAAUUAUUUAUGUUGUGUAUUUGUCUCAUGCUAAAAUCAAUAAAGAACACUUUUUCCUAUA